Eruca vesicaria subsp. sativa (arugula) is the source of this 879-nucleotide messenger RNA. The record is from the annotation of a GenBank genome assembly. Lineage: Eukaryota; Viridiplantae; Streptophyta; Magnoliopsida; Brassicales; Brassicaceae.
AGACCAAACUCACAUUGCAAAACAAACUCGAAAAGAUCGAAGAGAAGAGGCAAAGAGAUGGCUUCUACCUCCGCCGUGUCAUUGUUCAUGCCACUUACCCAAAACCGUUUAUCGUCGUCGGCAAAACCAAUUGCCUUAGUUAAGCCAUUGCUUUUGAAGCCAUCUAAGGCGUCAUCCUCCUCCUUAGCGAGGCCUUCACGGAGCUUUCAAGUGAAAGCAUCUAACCUGAAGAUGGAGAAGGCUGUGAGCGGCUUAGCAGCAGCAGCUCUCACCGUUUCAAUGGUGAUCCCUGAGGUGGCUGAAGCCGCAGGCACAGGAGUCUCUCCUUCUCUCAAGAACUUCUUGCUUAGCAUUGCCGCGGGAGGAGUGGUGCUCACAGUCAUCAUCGGUGUGGUUGUUGGUGUCUCCAACUUUGAUCCUGUUAAGAGAGGCUAAGCACGAGAGAUAUCUGUCUAUCAUUGUAGUAUGAACUUAUAUAUUAGAAAUAAUAUGAGCAAAUUCUUCACUAAUACUGUCCCAAAGAGAAUCAUCCCCAUGUAGUACCCAAACACGCAAAAGGCGUCUUUAGGCCACUAGGAAUUCAGGGUAAUCCGUGGCUCUAAGUGGAGCAGCAGCAGGUGUGUAACAUCGUCCUUUGGAGCGUUGAUGAUCCCAACAUCAGGUCCAAAUUUUCUCAUGGGGCCCAAUCAGAGUUUAUAUAUUAGUAGAGGUCUAUGGGAGUUUUAUUUGAUGCUUUAAUAUUUAUAAAAUAUAUUAAAAUAAUAAUUUAUGUUAUAGUUUUAGAAUUUGUUUUGCAUAUGUUGUGUGAGAUAGUUUAGAAUUUAAAAUUUGUUUACCCAUAUAAAUUAUUGUUAAUAUUUUUAUUUUAAUAAUCAUGGC